Molecule: messenger RNA, 930 nt
Organism: Morchella importuna
Lineage: Eukaryota; Fungi; Ascomycota; Pezizomycetes; Pezizales; Morchellaceae
Exons: 4
Coding region: 1-930 (309 amino acids)
Source: RefSeq, a predicted model, not a curated record
AUGACUUCAUCGAUGGAUGGUCAAGACUUGGAUACACUUUGCGGCCACGGCCACAGCCACGGCCACAAGCACUCGGCGAGAAAGAUGCCCGGCGCGCCGGCGAAGAAUAGUGCACUGGAGGAUUGCCCCGGCGGGCGCUGCAUGAGUUCCCUCGAUUUUCAUAGGGCACAGUGCAAAAAGACCCCUGAGUUAUACGACGCUACACAGGUUCGUGUCUCUACGAUACUACUCGAGGACGGCCACUACCUCGAGGCACUCAACUUUUGUCUCUGCGCACUUGACCGCUCCAGUGCUGGCUGCCAGUCCCACGCCAACUUCGAUCCCACCCUCGCAUUCAAAGAGCUCAAGCGCUACGCCCAAUCUGACUUUGAUCCCACUUACCCACCACCCAUGAAUAUCCGGCCCCACCCGCAGUGUCAGCUACUGUUCAACCUCGCCUUCGCGUCCUUCAACCUGUACGGCGCCUGCGUCUUCUCGACAAGCAUUCUGCGGCUGGCACACCACGCAAACCAGCACCACUACCCACUCCUGCUCGCCGGGGUUGCUCACUCCACCAAGGCGUAUGAUGUUAAGGGUCUCUGCUUCCGUGUGCAACCGCUAGGCUUGCACGACAACUUCACCGGUAUUCGGGUGGACGAGGCGGCGGCGUACCAUAUGCACCACGUUGGGUUAUGGGGUGGGGAGAAGAUGAAAGGGUGGUUAGCGGACUGUGAAGAGGAGGUGAAGAGAAAGGCGUGUGAUACCAUCGACUGUGGGAAGGUGGAGGAGAAGGCGGGAAUGUGGUUGAUGUGUGCAAGGUGUAAGGAGUGGUGGUAUUGCAGCCCGGGGUGCCAGAGGAGAGAUUGGGAGGCAGGCAGCCAUAAGAAGAUAUGCAAGGAUAGUAGGUUGAGGGUUAAAAGAUGGGAGGGUCCGGAGGUCUUUCUGCAUUGA